Macaca mulatta (Rhesus monkey) is the source of this 486-nucleotide messenger RNA. Lineage: Eukaryota; Metazoa; Chordata; Mammalia; Primates; Cercopithecidae. The record is from RefSeq and is a predicted model, not a curated record.
GUCUCUGGGAAUAGAAUCGCGGGAUGGGUACGGGGUGGCUUGGAAGUAGUUGGCUCCGUCCGGCCCGCGGGCGAGUCCGGAACACAGUUACCCACCCCUGUUACCCACCAGAAAGCAAAGGGAAGGGAACACGCCAGACCGGAAACGGAAGAGAAGGGGGGAUGUGUUUGGCUUGGGGACGCACUGUUUCAGUUGCGCUCCUGGUUAGCUCUGUGUCUACGGGGUGUUUCCUAGAGUCUCGGUGUUUCUACCUCUUAGCACCCUUUCUUGCCACCCUUUGUCCUGUGGAAGGCCGGAGACAUCAGCGGCUGCAAUUGUGCUACUCGCUGCUCGGCAUGGAAGGGUCAGAAAUGAGCCCCUGAGUCCUGAGUUGGUGGCAGCUGCAUCUGCUGCCCUCUUUUGACAAACAAGCCAGAGCUGCUCAGGCAGCUCCGUAGCAUGAGGAAGAGUCGGGCACAGAGAGGUGGAGAAAGACCUAAAAUUAGG